Bicyclus anynana (squinting bush brown) is the source of this 5257-nucleotide messenger RNA. RefSeq names its product DNA-directed RNA polymerase I subunit RPA1 (gene RpI1). NCBI's taxonomy places the organism in Eukaryota, Metazoa, Arthropoda, Insecta, Lepidoptera, Nymphalidae. Gene Ontology annotation, molecular function: DNA binding; DNA-directed RNA polymerase activity. The coding region runs from base 180 to 5162 and encodes 1660 amino acids. Gene Ontology annotation, biological process: DNA-templated transcription. The record is from RefSeq and is a predicted model, not a curated record. The transcript is spliced from 3 exons. Gene Ontology annotation, cellular component: RNA polymerase I complex.
UAUUUGACGUCCGUGGUUCUGUGAACUUCUGUGUUUUCUGUUUUGUUCUGUGUAUAUAACCUAAAAAAUUAAAAACCAAAACAAAUGGUCGAAAAGCAAUCAAGAUAUAAUAAAACGGAUUUUAAUUUAUAAUGUAAUAUCCUUAAAAUUUAGUCCGCGUGUCAUUUACCUGCCUAACAAUGGACGUGAGUUCAAGAUUUUCGUCGGACCUGACAGGGUUGACAUCUGUCGAUCCGGACUCUAUACAGUUUCUCAUGUUUACCGACGAAGAGAUAAAAAAACUUAGCGUGGCGAAAAUCACAAGCACCAUUACUUUCGAUAGUAUGGGCAAUGCUAUAAAAGGAGGCCUCUAUGACCCUGCUAUGGGACCACUAAAAGACCGCAAUGAUUUUUGCACAACCUGCUCUAACACUCUCCUACACUGUCCUGGACAUUUUGGACACAUAGAACUCCCACUUACAGUGAUAAAUCCGAUAUUCAAUAAAACUGUUUACACUCUAUUUAGAAUGUCAUGUUUAAAGUGUUUCAAAAUACAAAUGGAUGACAGAAUGAAGUUCAUAUUGAAAUUACAGUUGGAACUUCUCGACACUGGCCAUAUUACUGCUGCUUUAGACUUGGGCAACUACAUAUGUGAUAUCAAGGACUACAACAGUGCAACAUCACCAGAGAAGCCUAACAAAGUGAUAAGGAAAUAUCAGAAGCUGGUUAGAAAAAGAGAUGCAAUCAAUGAGAAGUUUCAAAAUAAAAACACAGACAAACUGAGAACAAAGAUCAUUAAUAAUUUCUUUAAAGUUAUGAAUACAUCAAAAAAAUGUCUUUAUUGUAAGAGCAAACUUAUUAAAGUUACAACUAGUGAUAAUAAGAUUAUGGUCAACAUGAGUACUGAAGGUGGUUUGUCAGAUAAAAAAGGAAUUAAAAUCUUAAUGCCUGAUGAAAUAAAGCAUCACUGCACCUCUAUAGCAGAAAAUGAUGAAGAUAUCCUAACUUGCUGUAUUCCAAUACUAAAGUAUGGAAACAUUAAACCUGUUACAGAUUUAUUUUUUAUGCAGGUUAUACCAGUGUUGCCUCCCUGUGUGAGACCUUGUAAUUUUUUGCUUGGUCAGGUAGUUGAACAUCCACAAAAUCAUGUGUAUAAAAAUAUAAUGAAUUUUGCUUACAGUGCCAGGGCUGUACUACAGGUUUUAACAGCACCUGAUCAACAAAAAGGUAUUGAUGGUCUUGACCUACAUCCAAGGCAGGCAUAUGAGCGUGUCUCAGGGACAUCACCUGCAGAAAAGCUACAUUCAGUGUGGCAAGAAUUACAAAGACAAACCAAUCAACUACUCAACUGCGAAGGCUCAGGCGCUGAGAGUCAAGGAUUAAAGCAGAUUCUUGAAAAAAAGACUGGUGUAAUAAGAAUGAAUAUGAUGGGCAAAAGAGUCAAUUUUGCUGCUAGAUCAGUUAUCACACCUGAUCCCAAUGUAGACAUUGAUGAAAUAGGUAUCCCUGAGGCUUUUGCUACAAAGUUGACAUUCCCAAUUCCAGUUACAGAAUGGAAUGUAGAUGAGUUAAGGAAAAUGGUAAUCAAUGGACCAAACAAGCAUCCAGGAGCUGAGAAAUUAGAAAUCAAAAAUGGGAGAAUGAUCAGAAUUCCUCCUGAUUCCAUUCAAAAAAGAAAAUCUCUGGCUAAAAAGUUAUUAACUCCUGAAGAGUUUAAAAAAUCUGAAUUGAAAAUUGUACAUCGACACUUGAUCAAUGGUGAUGUGCUGAUAUUAAAUCGACAGCCUACACUUCAUAAACCUAGUAUGAUGGCACACAAGGCAAGAAUACUUCUAGGGGAGAAAACAUUAAGGUUACAUUAUGCGAAUUGUAAAGCAUAUAAUGCUGAUUUUGAUGGUGAUGAAAUGAAUGCUCAUUUCCCUCAAAAUGAAAUAGCUAGAAGUGAAGCAUAUAAUAUUAUGUCUGUAACAAAACAAUACUUAGUACCAAAAGAUGGAACUCCACUUAGUGGUUUAAUUCAAGAUCAUGUAAUUUCUGGGGUCAGGAUGUCCUUAAGAGGCACUUUCUUUUCUAAAGCUGAUUAUCAACAGUUAGUCUUACAAGCAUUGCCAAAUCACAGAGGUGAAAUUAAAUUGCUUCCUCCGACAAUUAUAAAACCACUUGUAUUAUGGUCUGGUAAACAAGUGCUGUCUACUAUAAUAGUCAAUACCAUUCCCAAAGGAAAGCCAUACCUUUCCUUAGAUGGUAAGGCAAAGAUUAAUGCAAAGGCCUGGCAGAAAGAACCUCCUAGAGCAUGGGAAGGAGGUGGUGCAGAAUUUGCAAAUCCAAAUUCAAUGUCUGAGGCAGAAGUAAUUAUAAGAAAAGGUGAACUUUUAUGUGGAGUGUUAGAUAAAACUCACUAUGGAGCAACGCCUUAUGGUUUAGUUCACUGCAUGUAUGAAUUAUAUGGUGGAGACAGUUCAGCUGCACUUUUAAGCUCAUUUUCAAAAGUUUUUACUUUCUACUUACAAUGGUUUGGAUUCACUCUUGGUGUUAAGGACAUUUUGGUUGUUGAUGAGGCUAAUAAAAAACGUGAUGAAAUUAUUAGUUUAGCUCGACAAGCUGGUAGAGUUGCUGCAGUAAAGGCAACAGAACUUCCAGCAGACAUAGAUGAUAAUAAACUAAAAGACACCAUAGGAGAAAUGUUGAUCAAGGAUCAAAAAUUUCGAGCAAACCUAGACAGACAAUACAAAAAUAUGCUAGAUUCUUACACUAAUGAUAUUAAUACAGUUUGUCUUUCCAAAGGGCUAUUAGAAAAAUUUCCAUCAAAUAAUUUACAACUCAUGGUGCAAUCAGGUGCAAAAGGUUCAACUGUCAACACAAUGCAAAUUUCAUGUUUAUUAGGUCAAAUCGAACUUGAAGGCAAAAGGCCUCCUAUAAUGAUAUCAGGUCGGUCUCUACCUAGUUUUCCUCCAUAUGAUGUUUCUCCUAGAGCAGGUGGUUUUAUUGAUGGUCGCUUUAUGACUGGAAUACAACCUCAAGAAUUUUUCUUUCAUUGUAUGGCGGGUAGAGAAGGUCUUAUUGAUACAGCUGUUAAAACAAGUAGAUCCGGUUAUUUACAAAGAUGCUUGAUAAAACACUUGGAAGGAUUAAGUGUAGCUUAUGAUCACACAGUUAGAGAUGCAGACAGCAGCGUUAUUCAAUUUGCUUAUGGAGAAGAUGGAUUAGACGUUCUGAAGUCUCAAUUUCUGAGGAAAGAUCAACUACAGUUUCUAGAUGUCAAUUCAAAUGCUGUAAUACCAAAGUCAUUUAUAAAGAAGCUUAAAGAAGAUGCCGAUCCAAAAGCUAUACUGAAAGCUCAGAAAUCAUUAAAGAAAUGGAAAAAGAAAAACGGAAGUCCAUUUACAAAAGAACGAACAAGUGCGUUCGCCCAGUUCUCCCACAUUGCUAAAAAAGAUAUUGUCCUCGAUGAUAUGCCUACAGAUAAAACACGUGAUCCAUUUUAUUGGGAAUUAGAAACAUUGUGGCGCUCUCUGGACGAGGAAGAAAGGCAACAGUAUGUCAAAAAACAAUGCCCUGAUCCAAUUCCUUGUAAAAACUCACCUAAUUAUAAAUUUGGGAUAAUCAAUGAACAUCUGGAUGGGAUUCUCCAAGAUUACUUGAAAAAUCGCCAAGAAAGCCCUUACAAGGAACAUACUGAAAAAGAUAAGUUUGUUGAAGUAAUGAACGCUAAAUAUCUAGCUUCGCUAGCAGCACCCGGUGAGCCCGUUGGGCUGUUAGCCGCUCAAUCAAUCGGUGAGCCCUCCACUCAGAUGACAUUGAACACAUUUCAUUUUGCUGGUAGAGGAGACAUGAACGUCACUUUGGGUAUACCUCGUUUACGAGAAAUCCUAAUGACAGCAUCAGCUAAGUUGAAGACACCAAACAUGGACAUACCAUUUCUUCCAAACAUACCAGAUUUGAACAAAAAAGCAGAAAAAUUGCGACAGAAAAUGAACAGAGUUACUGUUUCUGAUGUUUUAGAAAAGAUAGAUGUUCAAUGUGAAAUUGUAACUAAUCCUGAAAGGCAACUAAAAACAACUAUGCGUUUCGCGUUUCUACCGCACUCACAGUAUAAAAUACAGUAUGCGGUCAAACCCCCGCAAAUUAUUAAACAUAUGCAAAAUAAAUUCUUUUCUGAAAUGUUUUCGGUUAUCAGAAAGCAAGCUAAAGCUUCUUGUAAUGUUUUGUGGGCGCUGGAAAAAAAGGAGAAAAACAGAGCAACCUCUGAUGACGAAGAUGACAGUUCCCCGGCAGCACCAGCGCGAGCAGCUGCUGAUGCUGACCCUGAUGCAGACAGUUCGGACGAAGAAGGCCCCAAUGACGACGAUGAUAAUACUGAUGUGAAAACACGAAAAACACGGUCUGAGGAACAAGAAUAUGAAGAUCCAGAGUCAGAAGAAGAAGAAAAAUCAGAUGACGAUAUGGAACCAGAUGAGCAAGUCGCUAAUGAAAAUGACGAUGUUGUCGAAGUAAAUGAAGACGAAGCCUCUGAGAAAGCCAACAAAACAAUGGCUGAAGUCGUAGAAAACAUAACUAAUGCCACAAACUAUACAUUUGACACAAAACACUAUAGGUGGUGUGAACUGACUGUGCAUUUUCCAAUCGCUUUUCUAAAGGUAGACCUCACACAGGCUUUACGGGACGCCGCUAUGAAGUCGGUAAUUUAUGAGAUCAAAAAUAUAAAACGUGCAAUCACCAAUAAAGAAAAAAAUGUGCUAUAUCUUAAAACAGAAGGAAUCAAUAUAGUGCAGAUGUCUAAAUACAUGAAUCUGUUAGACUUAAAUAAACUAUACAGUAAUGACAUUCACGCGAUCGCGAAUACUUAUGGUAUAGAAGCAGCAAACAAAGUUAUUAUAAAGGAAAUACAGAAUGUCUUCAAUGUUUAUGGAAUUACAGUAGACCCGCGACAUUUGUCGUUGGUGGCAGAUUAUAUGACUUAUAAUGGAAUAUUUGAGCCAAUGAGUCGGAAAGGAAUGGAGGCGUCAACAUCUCCGUUGCAACAGAUGUCUUUUGAAUCUUCAAUGAUAUUCUUGAGGGAAGCUGUAUUGAAUUCAAAGAAGGACUUUAUAAGAUCGGCAUCAAGCUGUCUUAUGUUGGGCCAGCCCUGCCGAAGUGGUACUGGAUCAUUUAGUUUGCAACAUUACAACAAAAACAAUUAUUAAUUUUAAUAGUAAAGUAUGCAUCAUGAAUUUAAAUAUAUUUUUGAUCGAUUUUAGAUAUAGCAAAACUGUAAUAAACAUAAAUUCCCAAAAUAAAA